Molecule: messenger RNA, 2940 nt
Organism: Triplophysa dalaica
Lineage: Eukaryota; Metazoa; Chordata; Actinopteri; Cypriniformes; Nemacheilidae
Product: Fc receptor-like protein 3
Exons: 18
Coding region: 28-2865 (945 amino acids)
Biological process (GO): cell surface receptor signaling pathway
Molecular function (GO): transmembrane signaling receptor activity
Source: RefSeq, a predicted model, not a curated record
GUUGAAGUGUGUCAUCAGUAGAUCAGUAUGGAGUUCAGUUCUCUUCUUCUAGUGCUCUUGAUGAUUUUACAGAUCCACUCUGAACAAACUGCAGAAAGACUGAAAGCUCGAGUGUCUGUUUGGCCUGAUGGACGAUUAUUCAGAGAAGAAACUGUCACUCUCACAUGUGUCAUCAGUGGAGGAGGAGUCACUAAAUGGCAGUACAGCUGGUUUAAAGAUUCAUACUACAACACUGUCAGUUAUCAACAGAAUUACACAAUCAGAUCUGUUAGUGAGUCUGACGCAGGUAAAUACACCUGUAGAGGAACAGAGAUCAGAGGAUCACGAUCAUCAGACACCAGUGAUGCAGUUACACUGACAGUAUCAGAUAUUCCCAAACCAUCUCUGACUGUUCGGCCACAGUCUGUGUUCACUGGAGACUCAGUUACUCUGACCUGUGAGGUGCAUCAGUCCACUGGAUGGAAGUUUAUCUUUUACACACCAUCACAUGAAAACUAUGAAGCUUCAGGAACUAAAACAAUCAAAGUCUAUUAUGGAGGACAAUAUGAGUGCAUUGCCAGAAGAGGAAACUAUUACUCACAUUACAGUGACCCCAUAACAGUGACAGUAAAGAAAAGACCGAAACCUCAAGUGUCUGUUUGGCCUGAUGGACGAUUAUUCAGAGGAGAAACUGUCACUCUCACAUGUGUCAUCAGAGGAGGAGGAGUCACUAACUGGCUAUACAGCUGGAAUAAGACAAGACAUAGUCAGCUCUCACAAUACAAUAUCAGUAAUCUACAGUAUUACACAAUUAGUUCUGUUAGUGAGUCUGACGCAGGUCAAUACACCUGUAGAGGAACAGAGGCCGAUGGAUCAGGAUCAUCACACACCAGUGAUGCAGUUACACUGACAGUAUCAGGAUCAAAACCAAAAGCUGAACUCACAUCAGAUACUGAAGGAUCUGUACUGACGGGAAACACAGUGACUCUGACGUGUCUCAUGAAUCAGUUCACUGGAUGGAAGUUUAACUGGUAUCAACACACACAGAACACUGAGAAGACGACAACAGAUACAAACACCUACACAAUGUCCAAUGUUAGAGUUUCAGAUGGAGGUCAGUACUGGUGUAGAGCUGGAAGAGGGAAUCCAGUCUAUUACACAGACUACAGUGAUGUUCUGUGGAUCAAUGUUACAGAGAGUCCUAAAGCAGUUUUGAGAGUUGAGCCUGACAAACAGCUGUUCUCAGGAGAAACUGUCAUUCUGAGAUGUGACAUACAGACUAAACAAGACACUGAGUGGACAUACAGCUGGACUGUAGAGAAAUAUAACCAACAGUAUACAGUCAACCGAUGCAAAACACAAGAGUGUAAAAUCAGAGUUGAUCACAGUGACAGCGGUCACUACACGUGUAGAGGAAAGAGUGUAAAUGGACAAAACUCUGAGAAGAGUGAAGCUGUUACACUGACUGUAUCAUCAUAUAAACCCAAGACACUUUUAAGAGUUUCUCCACAGCAGUGGCUGACUGAAGGAGAUUCAGUGACUCUGAUGUGUGAGGUUAACAGAUCCUCUACAGGCUGGACAUUCAGCUGGUUCACUAAACACAAUCUCUCCUCAGGUUAUGAUUUGGUGUCAGACAGCAGUGGAGGAUCUAAAGGAAACUACACUGUGAGUUCUGCUGCUCUGAAGCACACAGGAGUUUAUAUGUGCGGAGCAGAGAGAGGAGAUCCAGUCUAUCACACACACAACAGCAGCACACAACCACUGUGGAUCACUGGUGUUUCUUCUUCAGUGUCUCUGAUCAUCAGACCCAACAGAACUCAACACUUCUCAUCUGAAUCUCUCUCUCUGAGCUGUGAGGAUCACAGGAACUCUACUGGAUGGACAGUGAGAAGAUACACAAACACACUGGAAACUUGUUCAUCAUCAUCAGUCAGAUCUACAGGAACAGAAUCUACAUGUACAAUCAGAUCUCUCAUCACAUCUGACACUGGAGUGUACUGGUGUGAGUCUGAAUCUGGACACAAACUUCAUCCUGUUAAUAUCUCAAUACACAAUGGUGAUGUGAUUCUGGACAGUCCUGUUCAUCCUGUGACUGAAGGAGAUUCUCUGACUCUUCACUGUUUAUAUCGAGAUAAAAACCCAUCAAACCUCAGAGCUGAAUUCUAUAAAGAUGGAUCAGUGGUGCAGAAUCAGACUACAGGAGACAUGAUGAUCAUCUCUACAGUCUCAAAGUCACAUGAGGGUUUCUACUACUGUAAACACCCAGAGAGAGGAGAGUCUCCAAAGAGCUGGAUCUCAGUCACAGUCUCUUCACCUCGUGGUCUGAGAGUGGCUGUUGGAUUGAGCUUCAUGUUUUUGAUCAUUGUCUUGGUUCUGCUGUGGAGCUACAGAAACAAAAAAGGUAAAGUGUCUGAGUCUCCCUCUAGUGUCAGUGCACAGCAGAACAUCAGUCAGACAUCAGUUCAGAAACAAAGUGAAGACACUCCACUGCAGUCUGGUCAGUCAUCAUCAACUUAUGAAGAUGCUCAUAUUUAUGACUCAGUUGGUGCAGCCGAUAAUAAAAACACACGCACAGCAGUGACUGUGAUCAGCCCCAGUGAUGAACUGUAUUCACAGGUCGAGAGAAAGAAACGCAAGAGCAAAGACAAUGUAAGUGCAGAAGCUGAUCUCACCUAUGCUGAGAUUGAACUGAAGCCUAAGAAAGAAGUGAAGAAAAAGAAAGAGAAGAAAGAGAAUAACAAAGAGAGUGAAGACACGCUGUACUCAAACCUGAAGAUGAAUGAACAUCGAGAUGUUGUUUAUGGAUAUAGUGAUGUGACAUAUGCUCAGAUUAAAUAUAACACCAGAGGAGAAAAAACAAGAAACAUACAAACAUGGAAUAAAUAAUGAUAAGACCCUUGUUUUAGAUUUCAUUAUCGGCCGAAUCUAACAAAUCUUUCAAUGUUUUGCUUUAAAAUUAGA